This is a messenger RNA of Seminavis robusta, 501 nucleotides long. Lineage: Eukaryota; Bacillariophyta; Bacillariophyceae; Naviculales; Naviculaceae. The record is from the annotation of a GenBank genome assembly.
AUGAUCAUGCAGUGGGCACAACAACAAGGAUUCCCAUUGUAUAGGUGGGCAUGUGCUGGAGCUGCUCAAAAUGGCCAUUUUGAAUUGCUCCAAUGGCUGCAUGCAAAUGGUUGUCCAUGGGAUGAAUGGACAUGUUGUCAUGCUGCUGAAAAUGGACAUUUGGAAAUGCUGCAAUGGUUAAGAGAGAACGAUUGUCCUUGGGAUGAGAAGACAUGCAGGCAUGCUGCUAAAAAUGGACAUUUGGAGAUUCUCAAGUGGGCUCGUGCAAAUGGUUAUCCGUGGGAUGAAUUUACAUGUCAUGAUGCUGCUUCAAAUGGACAUUUGGAAAUUUUGAAGUGGGCUCGUGCAAAUGGUUGUCCUUGGACUCUAGCCACAUGUGAUUUUGCUGCUGGAAGUGGCCAUUUGGAAGUAUUAAAGUGGGCUCAUGAAAAUGGUUGUCCAUGGGGCUCAAGGGCAUGUGCUGCAGCUGCUGGAAAUGGACAUUUGGAACUGGGCUCGUGA